This is a messenger RNA of Canariomyces notabilis, 1509 nucleotides long. Its product is annotated as DNA primase, large subunit. The record is from RefSeq and is a predicted model, not a curated record. The transcript is spliced from 3 exons. Bases 1 to 1509 code for a protein of 502 amino acids. Gene Ontology annotation, cellular component: alpha DNA polymerase:primase complex. Gene Ontology annotation, biological process: DNA replication, synthesis of primer; DNA replication initiation. Lineage: Eukaryota; Fungi; Ascomycota; Sordariomycetes; Sordariales; Chaetomiaceae.
AUGAAUCGUGUAGACGUCAAGAGGCGAAAUGUCGACCAUCGCAAAACUCAGUUUGCAGAUCCUUCAUACAAGGAGACGCAGUACCCUUACCGUCUAAACUUCUACUCGACCCCGCCAACCGCAGACAUCACUCUCGAGCAGUUUGAACAAUGGGCUAUCGACCGGCUGCGGAUCCUUGCCGAGCUCGAGGCCUGCUCGUUCCGCAACAAGACGCCCGCCGAGACGGCCGCGCACAUGAAGCCGCUGCUCGACAAGUACCUCCCGCUCGACGCCAACAGCUCGCGCGACCCCAAGCUGGCCGCCCAGCGCCAAAAGGACCACUACAGCCACUUCAUCCUGCGCCUGGCCUUUGCGUCGACCGAGGACCUGCGCCGCCGCUUCGCCCGCGUCGAGACGAUGCUGUUCCGCCUGCGCUUCCAGGCCGACGACACGCGCGAGCGCGCCGAGUUUGUGCGCACCCUCAACCUCGACUGGGACCCCGUGUCGGAUGACGAAAAGCGCGAGUUGGCCCCCCAACUGGCAACCACGGUAGGGUUUGGCUCCUCCAGGAAGGCGGCGCAGCAGGUCAUGGACGAGGACUGGUGCAAGGUCGAGUGGGUUCGCGUGCCGGACCUGGUUGACGGCCGCAAGGUGUUUCUCAAGGCGGGCAAGGCUUACGUGCCGGGGCGAGAGCAGCAGAGUAUGGUGCUGAACGAGUUUACCUCCCGGUUAGAACGGGCGCUGGAGCUCACUGCCCGCGCCCUGCCCCGGUUAGACGAAGACGACCGCCUAACGCCCAUCCUCAAUCACCUCUCAAAGAACUUCAUCGCCCCGGAGUCGAGCUACACCGGCACGGGGGCCGCCAUUGAAGGGGCCGAGAUGUCUGCUCGCAACAUUGACAAUCUGUCGCAGCACUACCCGAUGUGCAUGGCGCACCUGCACCGCACGCUGCGGCGGGACGCGCACCUCAAGCACUUUGGCCGGCUGCAGUACAGCCUCUUCCUCAAGGGCAUCGGGCUGAACCUGGAGGAGUGCCUGGUGUUUUGGCGGUCCAGCUUCAGCAAAAUCACCGACGACACCUUCAACAAGGAGUAUCGCUACAACGUGCGGCACGUGUACGGGGAUGUGGGCAGCGACUCGAACCGCCGCAGCGGGGGGUACAGCCCCUACAGCUGCCAAAAGAUCCUCACCGAGCACCCGCCCGGCCCGGGGGAGGCACACGGUUGUCCAUACAGGCACUUCAAUAUGGAGAACCUGGCGGCCCUGCUCCAGGCCUCGGGAGUGACAGACCGGGCUGUGCUGCAGGGUGUCAAGGAGGACAAGGAGAGUCAGAAGUUCCAUAUGGCGUGUAACCGGGUCUUUGAACACCUCCACAAGGCGGAGCUGAAGCGCGCAAAGGAUGAGGGUAUCAUGACGGCCGCCCAGCUCGAGACCAUUGUGCACCCCAACGAAUAUUUUAAGCGAAGCUACCUGCUCAAGAAUUUGAACAAACAAAAGGGGGGUGGGACAGAUGUCAAGAUGGAGGGGUGA